This is a messenger RNA of Ustilago hordei, 2766 nucleotides long. RefSeq lists its product as uncharacterized. The record is from RefSeq and is a predicted model, not a curated record. The transcript has a single exon. Lineage: Eukaryota; Fungi; Basidiomycota; Ustilaginomycetes; Ustilaginales; Ustilaginaceae. Gene Ontology annotation, cellular component: nuclear periphery; anaphase-promoting complex. Gene Ontology annotation, biological process: positive regulation of mitotic metaphase/anaphase transition; anaphase-promoting complex-dependent catabolic process; protein K11-linked ubiquitination. The coding region runs from base 1 to 2766 and encodes 921 amino acids.
AUGCCCAUCCCCUUAGUCGAUGGCUCUGUCGUCGGCGACGGAAGCCAACUCGGCAUCUUCCCCGCCUUGGCCGAUCAAUCUCUUGACAAGCCGUCCAAUCUGCUUCGCUCCUCCACCAACCCUCGCAUGGAUCUCGUCCUUCUCAUCGUCAAAGAUGCCGCCGCUUCAUCUGGCACAGCUGCUGCUGCUCCACCGGGCAUGUCGGUCGCGCAGUUUGCUCUGGUGCAACGCAUGCUCGCAGCUCGUCAACGUGGUGCAGCAGCAGCGAGUGGUGGAGGGGCACCAGAACCCAAACGUGGACCUCAGAUUCAUCUCGUGCUCUGGCGUAUGGGGGAUGAUAGCAGUAUCGUUUGGUCAGUGCCGCUCAGCUUUGACAAAGUCAUGGAUCCGCCGCCUGGUGCACAACGUGCUUCACAGCAAGAACACGAAGAUGUCCACCUCCACGAUCUUACCUGGAGCCCGAAAGGAGAUCGUGUUGCCCUGCUGGCCAGCGUGAGGAGGUCCCCCGUCGCCUCUUCUUCAACAACGACGCCUCGUACCAGCACACUGUUGAGGACGUAUUCGGUUCAAGAUGGCCGUUUGCUCUCCACCGUCGAUGUGCAAUCUCACCACGCAGGUGAUUUUGGCAGAAAUCAGUUCACGGACAUGAUGACACUUCAAUGGCUUGACAUCGACUUUGCCAUCUCCAACGACGCCGUUGACGGUAGCAGCGAAUCUCUCCUGGCAAAGCUGCCGCCCCUUCCAGCGCUACCCGCAGCAGACACCUUUGCAUCAGCGGGUAAUACAGGCAGCCUCAUGCCCCAUCAGCUUAGAAUGAUGCAGAUGAGCGGUCAGAAACCACCGCCUAGCUUUCAGUAUCCAUCGCAUCUUGCCUUGCAAGGCAGAGGCGCAUUGGCAAAGCUUCCGUAUCUAGCAAAGUCGAACUCAGACCUCGGGCUGCUCGAGGGCGGCGAUGCAUGUUUUACCCUGGAUGAUGACAGCGCCCUUCCGCUGUUGCCGGAGACAGUUGUGCUUGUCGCUAAUGCGAACAGUGCGCGGGCAACCCUUGUUCUUGAUGGUCAGACCAGUAUUGGCUCCCUGCAAUUUCAGCAGCAUUCAAAACAGGGCUCGAAAGCCGCAGUGAACUCAUCAUCUAUCCUCUCGCUCUCUCACGACAUGACUCAGCUCACUUCGAUCUCAGCAGGUGCCGACACGAACAUCCUCUGCAGCCAGUUGUCACUCCCCUUACCCCUCGCAACCCGCUACGGACCGUCUAGUAUCCGACAUCGAAUCUCUGCGGUCAGUCGAGCAAGUCAUCUCCUCCGCUUCUAUCUCGGCUACGCCCUCGACUCAGCCUCUGCCCUCCAGCAAGUGUACCAAAAAGAGGUUGUCCAAAAAGUUACCAAGGAAUGGACCAAAAACAUCGACGACCUCAGCUCUAAGUUUGGAGGAGACAUGAAAUAUGAGCUGAUCAACGUCCUUCUCACCGGCCGUGCUGGUCCAGCUGCUGAACAGUUUCUGCUGGCCAACUUGACAGAAGGUGUUCUGGCUAGGUUGGAACAGCAAUCCCAUACUGCUAUGUAUGCGAUCAAGAAGCUGAUUUCGGAGAGCUUGAGACCUGCGCUGGAGAGAUGUAUUGUUUGUUUGACCGGUCUGCUAGGACAGGUAAGCUUCUUUGGUGCUGAUGAUGGAGGUCUAAGGGAAGGUGUCAAGUUGCUGCAAGUUGCCUUGGAUUCCACCUUGAGUUUGGCGAAAGAUGUAGAUUUGGAAGCGCUCAUCUCGCAAGAGUUCUAUCGAUGGUUUAGGACAGAGAGAGAGAGGCAGGAGAGAAUUAAGCAGGAUCAGGACGAACCAAGGUUGCCGGUGACGUAUGAUGUGCACUUUGUGGCGAGCUACAUCGACAGAGGAUUUGAAAAUGAGCAGCUUCGAGCAAGGAUGGCCGACACUCUUUCGAGCGAGACGCUGCAAAGUUUGCUUGGGAAGUCGAGUGAGACCAGGUCGCUCAGCAAGGCGUUAGAAGAAGCGAGGACAUUUCUGGCAGCGACCUCUUCUGGUCAGGCUAAAGGAAAUGUGCAAAAGGUGCAAGGUGAAAAGAAGGCGGCGCUGGCGAUCGUUCCAGUCAUCAACAAGGCAGUCGAAGUACUGGGCGAACAACUCGUGCAUCUACUUGAUGGAGAUUUGGGCCGAGCAGAGGCUGAGAAAACAACCAUCUCCAUCACACCAGCAAUCCGAGGAUGGAGCCUAACAAAGGAACCGACUCCUGCGCUUUCUCUCUCCUCAUCCAUACACACCCAAGGCAGCACUUGCCGCAUCAGAACAGCAUCCUACCUGACCAACGAAACUCUCAUCACCGCCUACCCGCUCCAAUCCAUCCCGGAUGAUCCAGCAUCCACCACGUCCAUCCUCGCUUUACGCUUUCACGCCCUUGUCUUGGAAACUGCACAUUUCACCAUCUCGACCGACGACAACUUUUCCAUCCUCGACCUCGGCUUCUACGGCGACGCAGAGCUUCUUAUCCUGGCAACCCUCCUUUCUACGUCUACAAGCGUACUUCUCGCAUUCAAUCUCGCCGAUCUACCUUUCAGCCACGAACAGGAACAAAAACUGUUGCAACUGCCGCCUUCGCGCGCAACAGAAUUCGACAAAGACUUCAAAGCAGGCAAACUUGCCGUCAACACCAACAAACAGACCGUAGCAGUGUCGCAUGAAAAAGAUGCCAAGCGGAUCGUGUAUCUAGAUAUCUCCUUUGUUGAGGUAGGGGGGAUGCCGAUGCAGGAGCAAGAUUGA